Setaria italica (foxtail millet) is the source of this 1069-nucleotide messenger RNA. RefSeq names its product putative methyltransferase DDB_G0268948. The record is from RefSeq and is a predicted model, not a curated record. Lineage: Eukaryota; Viridiplantae; Streptophyta; Magnoliopsida; Poales; Poaceae. The transcript has 2 exons. The coding region runs from base 93 to 881 and encodes 262 amino acids. Gene Ontology annotation, molecular function: S-adenosylmethionine-dependent methyltransferase activity.
GACCAAGACGAGAACCCAGCAGCUUCAGUUGGCUCCAAGCUAGAUACAGAUUGCGAGAGAGAAAUCAUCAGCAGGCCGAGAGACUAGCAGCCAUGGCGAACCUGUUCCUGAAGCAGGCGAAGCAGUACGUGGCGACGCGGCCGUCCUACCCGCCGGAGCUCUUCGACUUCAUCGCCUCCAAGACGCCCCGCCGCGACCUCGCCUGGGACGUCGGCACCGGCAACGGACAGGCCGCAGCAUCGCUCGCGAAGCUGUACAAGGCCGUGGUGGGCACGGACACGAGCGCGCAGCAGCUCGCUUUCGCGGCGCCCCUCCCCAACGUGCGCUACGUCCACACCGCGCCGGACCUGCCGCUCGACGGGAUCCACGCCGCCGUCGCGGGGCCGGGCACCGCCGACCUCAUCACCGUCGCGCAGGCCUUCCACUGGCUCGACCUCCCGCGCUUCUACGCGCAGGCCCGCUCCGUGCUGCGCCCGGAGCAGGGCGUCCUCGCCGCCUGGUGCUACACGGAGCCACGCGUCAGCGCCGCCGUCGACGCCGUGUUCUGGCGCCUCUACCGCGGCUCGCAGCCGUACUGGGCGCCCAACCGCCGGAUGGUCGACGACGAGUACCGCGGCGCCGACUUCCCCUUCGACCCCGUCGACGGCGAGGCCCACACGGGGCCCUUCGAGUUCUCCACGGAGCGGGCCAUGGACCUGGAUGGCUACCUCACCUACAUCACGUCCUGGUCGGCGUACCAGACGGCCAAGGAGAAGGGCGUCGAGCUGCUCGACGAGGCGACGGUGCAGGAGUUCGCGGCGGCGUGGGGCGGCGAUGGGAAGGAGGUGAAGGCGGUGACGUACCCAAUCUUCCUCAGGAUUGGCAAGGUGAGGGCCGAAUGAUGCACGAAACAAGUUGACGACGGGUGCGAGACGACAGACGACUACUCGGAAUAUAUUUGUGCUGAUAACCUUUCUGUAGAAGGAUUUGUUUUGUAUUGACUGUACUACAAUUUUUUUUGGUUCGGAAUGUAUUAAAAUAAUAAAAAUGCAGUCAGUGUUGAAUAAAUUGUAAUGCAGUUUUGAAUUCA